UUCCCUUUGGCUUCACCUGCACAAGUGCCAAGCAGCCUGCGUCGAGGCUGAACGAAGUCAUACAGUUUAUUACACCUAUGGAUGCUUUGACUCCAGUGAUACUCAGAUCUGUACAGCGUUCGAUGGUGAUGAAGUAGGCUAUGCAGACUUUAAAAAAGAUGAGCUGAUUUGGGAGAUCAGAGUCCCUGUAAGUUUUCGUUUUCCGCAUGCCUACGAAUUUGCAGUACGUUUCCGGAGUAUGUGUAAAAAUGACAUCUACAGAUGGAAGCCAGACAAGUCCAUAAUAAAGAAAAAAGAUCCACCAGAAUUCAUCAUCUACCCCAGAGAUGAAGUGAUAACAGGGGAAGAUAAUACCCUCAUCUGCUUCAUCAACCACUUCUUUCCUCCUUCAAUCAACAUUAAGUGGACCAAGAAUGAUGUAGAAGUAACAGUGGAAGACCCUUUCAUCAAAACUUUGUCCAAUCCUGAUGGGACCGCUUAUGUUUUGUCCUACCUCAACUUUGUGCCAGAGACAGGAGACAUCUACAGUUGCACUGUGGAACAUGAAGCGCUGGAUGAGCCUCAGACCAGGUUUUGGGAGGUUGAAACAGAUGAGAUCAACAAAGGUCCAGCUGUCUUCUGUGGACUUGGCCUGAGUCUUGGAUUGCUUGGAGUUUUCAUAGGAACCUACUUUUUUUUUAGAGCAGGGCACUCUGGUCCCGCUGGUUGAGAUGUAUACUACAUAUUGUAUAGAGCUCAGAUUGCAUAGUCCUUAGUUUGUUUCCAGCAGGCAUAACUUUCAUCUGUGUUUACUGACAAACCUGAGCUCUCUUAUUUUCAUCCCUUGUGUUAAUUUGGCUAUGUCUUAGUCACUGUAGUAAAACUUCAGUUUUCUCUUUAUUUAUAUCGUGCAGUAAAGCUAAACAGUGAUAUCAGCACGUUUCACUUUUCACACAGACAUUUUCAGAUGUGAUUCACUGCUGCACAUGUCUGGUGUUUAGAGUUAGGGUAGAGCUUGAAGUCUGUGUUACUGGUAUUCUUAUUUUUAGCACUUAAAUAUGCCUUAUGAUCCAUAACUCUAAAAUCAUAUUAUGUGCAUUAUGUCUACUUAAAGAAAUACAAAUGUG
Oreochromis aureus is the source of this 1106-nucleotide messenger RNA. Its product is annotated as H-2 class II histocompatibility antigen, A-Q alpha chain-like. Bases 239 to 709 code for a protein of 156 amino acids. Gene Ontology annotation, biological process: immunoglobulin production involved in immunoglobulin-mediated immune response; antigen processing and presentation of exogenous peptide antigen via MHC class II; positive regulation of T cell activation. Gene Ontology annotation, molecular function: MHC class II protein complex binding. NCBI's taxonomy places the organism in Eukaryota, Metazoa, Chordata, Actinopteri, Cichliformes, Cichlidae. The transcript is spliced from 5 exons. Gene Ontology annotation, cellular component: MHC class II protein complex. The record is from RefSeq and is a predicted model, not a curated record.